GCUUCUCGUUGAUCACGUGUUGGUGACGUCAGAGCAGGCGGGCUCACGUCGGACACGCACCCCCGCGCAUGCGUAGUGCGCAGGUGGACUCUGGCUCCUCUCCAGCGAGCCUCUGUGUUGUCUCCGUGUCUCCAGGAGAAAUGCUGAGACUGUUGGUGAAGCAGCAAGUCGACGCGGUCGUUGAAGAGGCUUUUGUGCUGUUGGACACACUAACAGCAGCUUAUGAGGACACCGUGUCUCGUCUCGGAGAACAUGAGCUACACACAUCAGAUGUCCCCCCUGAGGGCCUGGACCAGGGCCCGGAGGACCCGGAGCCCCUCCACAUGAAAGAGGAGCCGGAGCCCCUCCACAUAAAAGAGGAGCCGGAGCCCCUCCACGUAAAAGAGGAGCCGGAGCCUCUCCACAUGAAAGAGGAGCCGGAGCCCCUCCACAUAAAAGACCUGCAGGAUCUCUGGACCCGUCUAGAGGGAGAUCAGCUCAUUGUGCUGCAGGAGGCCGAUAUCGCGAAGUUCUCAUCCAUUGUUGUUACUUUGAAGAGUGAAGAUGACGAACCUCAGACCUCACAGCUUCAUCAAAGCCAGACGGAGGACGACAGAGAGGCGGAGCCUCCUGCCGGCAGCUCAGCUACACCGAUAGAAACAGAAACUGAUGGAGAGGACUGUGGGGGAUCAGGACCAGCCUGGAACCUAAAUCCACUUAGUCUUUCACAUCCAAAUGCUGUUGAUGAAAAGGCUUCAGGAUCUUCUGAUACUGAAGUCAUUCAUGGUGAUUGGCAAGAACCGUUGUCAGAUUCUGGACCUGAAAGUGAAGACGGGGAUGAUAUCUGGAAGGAGACCAGGGAAUCCUUCAGCUUCUUCAAGUGUAGUAAACGGUGUUACCACAAGGGGUUUCUGCAGAAACACAUGAGGUGUCAUUUUGGAAAAAUAUCCUCCAGCUAUUUGGUUAGAAAGAAAUGUUUUAGAGAGAAGCCAAAGAAAGAAUCACGGCCAAGAGGUCUAACAGGAGAGAAACCAUUCAGUUGUGAUGUUUGUGGGAUGAAAUGUACAACCCAGGGAUCUCUGAAGAUUCACAUGUUAGUACACACAGGAGAGAGACCAUUCAGUUGUGAUGUUUGUGAGCAAGGAUUUACACAACAGGGCUCGCUGAAGACACACAUGAGAGUACACACAAGAGAGAAACCAUUCAGUUGUGAAGUUUGUGGGAAAAGAUUUACAGCACAGGGAAGUGUAAAUAUACACAUGAGAGUUCACAAAGGAGAGAAACCAUUCAGUUGUGAUGUUUGUGGGAAAAGAUUUACAGCACAGGGAAGUGUGAAGACACACAUGAGAGUCCACACAGGAGAGAAACCAUUCAGUUGUGAUGUUUGUGGGAAAAAAUUUACAGUACAUGGAAGUGUGAAGACACACAUGAGAGUCCACACAGGAGAGAAACCAUUCAGUUGUGAUGUUUGUGGGAAAAGAUUUGCAGUACAGGGACAUUUAAAGGCACACAUGAGAGUCCACACAGGAGAGAAACCAUUCAGUUGUGAUGUUUGUGGGACAAGAUUUACAGAACAGGGACAUCUGAAGAGACACAUGAGAGUCCACACAGGAGAGAAACCAUUCAGUUGUGAUGUUUGUGGGAAAAGAUUUACAGAACAGGGAAGUGUGAAGACACACAUGAGAAUCCACACAGGAGAGAACAUUUGAAAUUAAUGUAAAAUGUUUUUACGGCUGAGUGUCGGCUGACUGCUGCGGUCCGGCUUGAUGCAGCCAAAUUAUGUGUGUGUGUCUAUUCUGUAUUUCUAGUCCUGUUACAAUCUAAUAUAGUUUGUAAAAGUGUUGAUUCUAGUUCUGCUUAUUAAUUUUGAUUUAAAUGCAGAUAAGGACGCGGGGCCCAGUACACAAUAACAGAUAUAAUUGUUUGUAAUGUUUUCCAGGUUGGAUGUGAAGGACUAAGAACAAGUCUUUCAAAUGAGUUGUAGUUUCAUUUAGGAUGUAUUGAUAGGCUCGAGUCAAAGAUGGCUGCCACUCCACCUCCUCGGCCGGUGACUCAAGGAACCACCGGGCUCGGGUCUGAGUGCCACACACCGGAUCCAGAAGUAAGACCAUGUUCAGAGACACACAACUAGUUUUGAUACUGAACACAACAUCAAGUUGAGUCGUGUCUCUUGGCAACGCGCUGUAUCUCACGGUAACAACUACUGCCCAGAGACUGACGGCACGACGCGCUCCGAGCUGCUCAACAUGCUCUUUGGUGAGUUGAUAACUCUGGUUCCAACCGUUUUCUUUACGACAUUCAGAGCACGAAGCAGCAACCGACGAUUAUCUCUGGAGAUUUAGAGGAGUGAUGCAGAAUGAAGUCUCCCUCCUUCUGUGUGGUUGUUGUCAGUCUGUGGUUGGUUGACGUGGACGUGCUCCACAGCAAAGUUCUGCAGGGACGACGUUGUUUUGAACUUAGCGUCUCAAUGGGUCCCUCAACAAAAGGCUGUUGGGAUUUUUUUUAAAAGUUUGCUUGCCUGUAAACAAUAUUAUGAAUUAAAUAUAUUCUGGGUGACAGUAGACACUGAGUGUGGAUGCUGGAUCUCUGUCUCAUGGGACAUGUUUCAUGUAUUUCAUCAUGAGAGUCAACUGUAAUUGGGUUUGCUUUACUAUUUAUAUAAAUCAUCUUAUUGUAACUGGAA
Molecule: messenger RNA, 2662 nt
Organism: Pseudoliparis swirei
Lineage: Eukaryota; Metazoa; Chordata; Actinopteri; Perciformes; Liparidae
Product: gastrula zinc finger protein XlCGF57.1-like
Exons: 2
Coding region: 69-1688 (539 amino acids)
Biological process (GO): regulation of transcription by RNA polymerase II
Molecular function (GO): RNA polymerase II cis-regulatory region sequence-specific DNA binding; DNA-binding transcription factor activity
Source: RefSeq, a predicted model, not a curated record